CUUCCUGCUUCCUGCACGAUCGCAACCUCAACGAUAAUCUCGCAAGCAGACAACGGGAUGCUGAAAGCUUUCGCAUUGAUUCGAAUCAAACCACUCAACGCUGCAGUUCAUUCAUUCCUCGCGCCAAGAAAAUGGACACUUUCCUGAAAUUGACUGGAAAUGCUCCACUUCUUUGCAAGCCUUACUAGAGCAUACAUGUUCGAAGCCAGAUGGAUUCAUGUGCCUGCCACCCCAAAAUACCUCAAGGUUGGACCAGAGAGGUUCGACAGCGACGAUCAGGCAAGACAGCAGGAAAACUGGACGUGUACAUCACUAGUCCCCACGGGCAGACGUUUCGAUCGAGAGCUUCUCUGCGAGCGUUCCUCGUAAAAAACGCUCAAGACGUGGACAUCGACCUCUUUGAUUUUAAAGCAACCUCUCUUCAUUGCCUCCCUGUUGGAGAGAAGCAGACAUCAGCUGGACAGCAGGACAUUCCGGAAGAGACAUCACAAAUACUGGCUCUGCCUCCAAAGACAUCAGAAAGAGCUAGCUCCCCGCACAAAAGCCUGUGUGUGGAGCAGACGAACUCUGAAAGCCAAAGGACUCCUGAACAUGCAACUUGGGCGCAUGAAGAUGUCACAUUGCACGAGGGAUUCCAAAAAGACAACAAACCCAAUCGGGAACUAGAGUUAGUAUCGGACGUAACUGCUGGAAAUGGCGCAAAAAAAGUGGCAAAUUCCAAAAAUAAAUCGAAAUAUUCCAAAGGCAACCGGAAAACGAGCCCUUACUUUAGCAGAAAACUUCUCGCAGAUGGUCCCAGUCCACCUCGAAGAAAGGCCUUCAAGAAGUGGACACCUCCUCGUUCUCCUUUCAACCUUGUUCAAGAAAUCCUGUUCCAUAAUGUCUGGAAACUACUGGUGGCUACCAUCUUUCUCAACAAAACAAGGGGUAAGAUGGCCAUUCCGCUCCUUUGGCAAUUCUUCGAGCUGUACCCAUCUGCAGAGGUGGCCCGCCGAGCUGACCGCAAGGUCAUGUCGGAACUCCUGAAGCCGCUCGGCCUCUUUGACCUUCGGGCCAAAAUCAUCAUCAGAUUCUCGGACGAAUACCUGAGCAAAGCGUGGCGUUACCCCAUCGAGCUGCACGGCAUCGGGAAGUACGGCAACGAUUCCUACAGAAUCUUCUGUGUGGAGGAAUGGAGACAGAUGGAUUUUGUUCUCCACACAGUUUUCCUCUUUUGUGCCCUCAGCGGACUGGUGUCUGUCAGUUGGAGUAAAAGUAUUGCUCAAGUUAAAGCUGGCCCUUGCUGCCCGAAAAACUGGACUCAAUUGAACUGUCGCUGUUUCAUCUUCCAAGAUGAAAGGAGAAACUUCGCAGACGCAGAGAGUGUCUGCAACAUACUUGGUGGGAAUUUGGCCUCAGUCCACAGUGAUGUGGAAUAUGCCGUAGUUCUUGGAUUGAUUGCGGAAGGCACUUCUAACCCUUCCCGCGACGUCUGGAUGGGACUCCACGAAGCACUUGGGUCUGGCGAUUUCUUCUGGACCGACGGCACACCAGUUGAUUUCACUGCCUUCAACACUAACUCCAAUUCCGGAGACUGCAUUGAGAUUGAAACUUCUGAUGACCUCUGGGACAACCAAUCUUGCACUUCAUCAAACCGAUUUGUUUGUGCCAAAGAUACUCACGAAUGCUUCCACUGACCCAGCCUACAAGCACCACAUAUGAUCUACAACAAUCCAUUUUGGGAUUCCACUAUUCUUUACUUUUUCAACCCAAAUUGACAUCUUCUCAUUUAUUAAUUGCUGUCAGUCAAGUAUAUUUGGCAAAGUGGGUUAACGAAUCAGUUCCGCAAUAAAGCUUUUUGGUGUGGGAUCA
Syngnathus acus (greater pipefish) is the source of this 1851-nucleotide messenger RNA. RefSeq names its product methyl-CpG binding domain protein 4 (gene mbd4). Lineage: Eukaryota; Metazoa; Chordata; Actinopteri; Syngnathiformes; Syngnathidae. Gene Ontology annotation, biological process: DNA repair. Gene Ontology annotation, molecular function: DNA binding; catalytic activity. The transcript is spliced from 13 exons. Bases 210 to 1676 code for a protein of 488 amino acids. The record is from RefSeq and is a predicted model, not a curated record. Gene Ontology annotation, cellular component: nucleus.